UACGCCCCGCCCGGAUCCCGCAGGACCCGCCCCGCCGCCGGGCACGCCGGGAAGAGCAGUCCAGCCAGCCACGGGGCGGGCGUGCGGCGGCGAUGCGAAGCCGGUCGGGCUCCUUCGUGGACCUGCGGCUGAAGCAGCGCGUGAAGCAGUACCUUGCAAGCAGCAAGUGUGGCCAUUAUGUGGACAUUGGGAUCCUGGCCUCUGAUCUGCAGAAAACCUAUAGUACUGAAUAUGGACGAAGAAAACGAAAUGCUUUUAGAAUACAAGUUGCAAAAGUGUUUGGAAUAAUCAGCAAUGAAAAAAAAAAAGAAGAUUUAACAGCUUUAGAAGCUGAACAUUUGGCAAAAAGAGCAAAGCAUGAACACAAGAGAAAUGAGACUACAGGAAGUUCUACAGAGGACUCUGAGGAUGAUGAUUAUCCAGAAGAUUUAUCUACAAAUCACAUGAACAGUUCUCUGAUGACCUUAUACAAGAAAGGAAAUCCUGAUUCUGUUCUAGUCACUCCAAAAAAUGAACCAAUGGAAGCCUCCACUCCUGUGCAAACAGCUCCUCAAACAAGCACCCUUUCACCAGCAUCUCAGGUUGAAACACGCAUCUCUAAAGGUGGCUGGUUCAUCGAUAAGACUCCAAGUGGGAAAGACUUUUUCAUUGACCUUUCUGAGGACGGAGAAGGAGAUGAGAAGAAAGUGAUUUCUGAGAAAUCAACAGAAUUUUCUGUCUUGGAAAGUGAAAAAAAGAAGGCGAAGGGUAAAAGAGCAAAAAGGAAAAAAGAAGAAUUUCCAGAUGUAGAUGAAGAAAUUGAAUCCAUCUUACUUAAAGGGAAAGGUAAAAGUAAGGGACCAGAGCUUUACCGCCCAUCAGUGAAGUUUGAGGAUGUAGGAGGCAACGAUGAAACUUUGAAGGAAAUAUGCAAGAUGCUGAUUCAUGUUCGUCAUCCUGAAGUCUAUCUCCACUUAGGUGUGGUUCCACCUCGUGGUUUUCUUCUACAUGGACCACCAGGAUGUGGAAAGACACUACUUGCACAGGCAAUUGCUGGGGAACUUGAGCUCCCAAUGCUGAAAGUGGCAGCAACAGAAAUGGUGUCUGGAGUGUCGGGAGAAUCUGAGCAGAAACUGAGAGAAUUGUUUGAUCAGGCUGUGCUCAGUGCACCAUGUGUCCUUUUCAUUGAUGAGAUUGAUGCAAUCACCCCCAAAAGAGAAGUUGCUUCAAAGGACAUGGAACGGAGAAUUGUUGCCCAGCUCCUAACUUGUUUGGAUGACUUGAAUAACGUGGCUGCCACAGCCCAGGUCCUCGUUAUUGGAGCAACUAACAGACCUGACUCAUUGGACCCUGCGCUGAGGCGAGCUGGGAGAUUCGAUCGAGAGAUUUGUUUAGGGAUACCAGAUGAAGCAGCAAGAGAAAAAAUUCUUCAGACGCUGUGUCGAAAACUUAAGCUCCCCGAGUCCUUUGACUUUCUUCAUUUAGCACAUCUGACUCCAGGUUAUGUGGGUGCUGACCUGAUGGCACUUUGUCGCGAGGCAGCCAUGUGCACAGUGAACAGGGUGCUGAUAAAAUCUGAGAAGCAGCAAAGGAAAUAUGCACAGGCUGGAGGAAACACAGCUGAAGAAAGCGUGGGAAUAGAAACAGAGAUCCUGGUGAAAGAGAACAGCAAACAGCUUCCUUCUAAGGAAGAAUUACAGAGACUUUUGGAUUUGCUGAAGAAGCCAGAGCCCUUGCCUGAGGAACAGCUGCAGAAGCUGUGCAUUGAGAUGAAUGAUUUCAUUGUCGCACUGUCAUCAGUGCAACCCUCUGCCAAGAGAGAAGGCUUUGUCACAAUUCCUGAUGUGACAUGGGCAGAUAUUGGAGCCCUGGAGGAUGUUCGGGAGGAGCUGACCAUGGCAAUAUUGGCACCUGUGCGGAACCCAGAGCAGUUUAAAGCUCUGGGCCUGACUACUCCAGCUGGUGUUCUGCUUGCAGGGCCUCCUGGUUGCGGUAAAACACUCUUGGCUAAGGCUGUGGCAAAUGAAUCUGGGCUGAACUUCAUAUCUGUGAAAGGUCCUGAACUGCUAAAUAUGUAUGUUGGUGAAAGCGAACGUGCUGUACGUCAAGUAUUCCAGCGUGCCAGGAAUUCAGCCCCUUGUGUUAUAUUCUUUGAUGAAGUUGAUGCUUUGUGCCCUCGGAGGUCUGACCGUGAAUCAGGAGCCAGCGUUCGAGUAGUGAACCAGUUACUCACAGAAAUGGAUGGGCUGGAGAAUCGCCAGCAGGUUUUCAUUAUGGCUGCCACAAACAGGCCAGAUAUCAUUGACCCAGCUAUCCUGCGUCCUGGUAGACUGGAUAAAACACUCUAUGUGGGAUUGCCACCUCCUGAAGAUCGCCUUGCUAUUUUAAAGACAAUCACCAAGGAUGGCACCCGGCCUCCGCUAGAUACAGAUGUAAACCUUGAAGAAAUUGCUUACAGUCAACAAUGUGAUUGUUAUACAGGUGCAGACCUUUCUGCUUUAGUGCGUGAGGCUUCGAUCUGUGCGCUGAGACAGGAAAUGGCCCUGCCAAGCACUGAAAGCAAGAAAGGAGGAAUCAAGAUUUCCCAUAAACACUUUGAAGAAGCUUUUAGAAAAGUGAAAUCUUCAGUAUCAAAAAAGGAUCAAAUAAUGUAUGAAGAACUGCGUCAGUCACUGUGCAGGUGAUACAUUUUCUCCUAGAAGAGACUUCUGCAGAGAAUUUUGUAACACCUGUGCCAGAUUUCAAGAUACAGGUUGGAAAGUACCUCAUCUCCCUGAACUUGUCAUCGUGCACCUGAAAAAAAGUCACUGUAAUCUACUGUUGUAAGCAAUCCUUAAACUAUUUAUAGAAUAGAAGAUGCAAUAUACGUUUUCUACUCAUCGUAUUUACAGUUUAAAAAUAAAUGCUUUUAGUGCUAAAGAUCUGAGACCAUUCUGCAUUAAUAUUUGGUGUCCUUAAUCAGAAAUCCCUCAGAAGCAGACAGGCUUCUUCCACAUUUCUACUACUCAAAGAGGUAUCUUCAACUAUUAAUUAAAACACCUAUGUUUUCAAGAACAGGGAUUCUGGAAGAAUUACAUGGAGAAGAGAGUUGUGAAAGGAGACUGGGAAUACAGUGCAGUGUGUAACUCUAUUAAUCAUGCUGUUUGGAAAUAGUGAUACACUGAUUGUGCCAGCACAGUUACUCACAGUUUGGCAUACAGUUUUCACCUUACAAAAAUGAGCUAGCCAGAGAUGGCUUAAAAGUUACCCUGGAAAUCUUGGAAAUCUCAGAAAGGGUGUGAUGUUAUGAUUAAGCUACUUAAGAAGUACUUCAAAUUAACUGUUAACAACUGUUAGAAUUGUUAGUGUUAAAAACCCUGAGAAUUCUUACCAACUUGAGUUUCUUAAUUCAGCAUUCUGAUAUCCUCUAGACGAUAUUACUGUUGUAAGAAACAGGCUAAGGAACAGCCUCAAACUACAUUUUUUUACUUUAAGUGAUUAUUAAUUCACAACUGAGAAACAGCUUUAAUCAGCAGAAACACACUUGAAAGAUCUCAUUCUUUUACAUGAUGUAAAAGAGAUUCAUUUUGCUCAAUUUCAUUCUUCCAGCUUAAAGCACUGCUGGAAAUCCAGCUCAAUGGCAUUUUUCAGUAUGUUCUUGAUCAGAUUCUUUCAUUUGUUCUCACAGUUGGGUCUUAACACGAAGUUGUAUGUUUUGAAACAAGAAAAUUUCAUCUUGGAAAGAUGGCUAUAACAUUCAGCAUCAGCAGGCUGGGAAGUGUCUAAGUUAAAAUGCUGAAGCAUUACUGAUGGGGCAACUGAUUUCUGACACCUACUUGCCUUCAGAUUUUUACUGCUGUCAUCAUUCUACAAAGUUCCUUAAAGAGGCAACAAAAGGAACAUUAAUCCCUAUAGCUACCUAUAAUCACUCUUACUCUUCCUAAAGGCAGUCCAACUAUCAGUCAAGCAUCAGAAAAGGAAAUGUUUCUACUAGCAAACUUCACAGAAAGCCUACAAUGGAAUCUGUGUUUAAAGAGCAUGUGCUGAAUCAAACAGCAAUUCUGGAACUGCAAGCAGUUCUGCUUUUAGAAUGAUAGUUCUAGCCAUCAUAGUUUUUGUUUUUUCUUGUUUUCUUUUUGUUUGUUUUUUUUUUUUUUAAACUCACUGGUAACAUGCAUCAAUUUCAAACAAGAAAUAAGCUACAUAUAAAAAUUAGAAGAAAAGUCUGUACCACUGAAGUUGCACCACAAUGCAGAAAUACCUGGCAUCCUUUCUUAGAAAAAGGUGUGGCAAGCAAGCCACUCUUUCACAACUGAAAAUAACCACAUGGAUGUUUUCCUCCAUAUAUCCAUAACAGAAAACCCUGCUAUCAGACUUAAGUAUAGCUAUAGUUAACAAGCUUACAAAUGAGUCAAAUCCUCAAGCCCUGGCAUAUACGUUAAGAAUUCUCUCCUCCUUUUCUCUUGCCAUGAUAUUAUUCCUAUGUAUAUACAAGAAACAAGAAAGCAGGGUAGAAGCAAGAUCAAGAAAGAAAUACUAUGUAAGUAAUAGCUUGUCUUGCUGAAAUAUGUGCAAUGUUCAAGGUGUCUGAUGAUCAUUGCUCUUAAAGUGUGACAUUUGAAAAGUAAACUCAGCGUAGGAAGAUUUGAAAUUGCCAAAAAUUUGAAGUUGAAGUUGCUUACCAUGUCUGGGCUACCUGUUUGUCAAGGAACAGGAAAGCAUUCAGCUGUACUGUUUGACUGCUCACACAAGAAAGUAGCAUACCCACACUGCUUUUUCUUGUGAGGAGUUCUGCUUAGGCUACGACAUUCAUCACUGAAAAACUGUUCAUAAGAAAAAAUGCAAGAUUCUUUGUGCCCAUACAUAAAAAAAAAAAAAUAGACAUCACUUCAAGAACAAGCCUGUUCUUACUGUACAGAGAAGACUUUGUUCUGCAUAUGCAGCUGCUUGCUUAAUAGCAGAUGUAUCUAAAGGAAGUUUUCCCUCUAGUCAUCUUAUUUCUGUUGGGACAAGAUCAAGAAAAAGUUUAUCAUGUCAUUCUUCCCUCCUUUUUCCUGAGGCUAGCCACGGAUCUAAAUCACAAUGAGUCUCUACCGGGGCAUAUUAUGUGGUAGCUUAAGCAUUCAUAGGGAGCGGAGAUGGUUCAGAGAAGUCUCAACACAAAAUCUGCUGGUGUAGGAUCAAUUGGAAAGUUUUGAACAUUUUUCUCCUAAAGAAGUCUUAUCUAUUAUUGCAGGCUUGAUUGAAAUACAGGAUUUGACAGAAUUGCAUAUGUACAGUUACAGAUUGCUAUAAAGGCAUAUCUGCAUGCUAGAAAUACCUUGCUUUGUGCUAAGUACAACAGAAUUUCUUCUGCCCUAAGUCUCAAAACUCAAGUUACGAAAGAGUGCACUUUUCUAAAGCAGUAUCUUUAACAACACAUAAUGCCCUUGCCUGCUAUCUGAAACCAACUUUUCUACUCAUCAUCCACCGGAAUGGGCAUGGCAGCCUGCAGAUUCAUCCAUAGCACUGGCACUUUAAGCAAAGAAGUGCCAGUGACCAAGUACAUGGCACGAGGCCACCUUACUGAUUGUGGAACUUGGUUAUAUAUUGGAAAACAGAUGAAAGUUCCGCUGCAGCACUGCACUUCAUCUGGUGUGAGAACAAAGGGCAAGGGGGCGGAGACACUGCUGAGCUCAUUAUGUAACACUACCUGCUAACCUAGAAAAGAUCAUUUCUCAGCAUUUAUAGAUCUUAAUUUAAAGCACGUGUUAUGUACUUGCAAGCUACAUUUAAAGCCUUAGCAGAAAAGUUUUAAUAUAGAUACAGAACCAGAAACCAUAACUACUUUUCGAUUGACAUAUGGCUCUAAGUAAAAAGACUUGCUUGGAUCUGAAAGUAUGGAGUCAUACAGACAGAAGGGUGCAGCCAUUUAAUCUGGGAUAAUUUGGCUACUGUCCUGCAACAGACAGGUUCCACAGCAAAACUGGAAUGCCAAAGGCAUUUUGAAAGAGGAAUUAAUCUACACCUGUCCUGUGGGAAAACUGCCUUGGAUCAGAUUCCAGGAUGCAUUACUGCACUUAAGCAACUUCAAAUAAUCGGGGGCAGGGGAAGGAAGUGUGGAGAACCAUGAACAGCAAUUUACUCUGAAAACUUUGCUCAGAAAGAGUUGCUCAGAAAGCCCUGAGGGGCAUUCAGAGCUCUGCACUAUUUAACUGCAGCUACAAUACUUGGAUGACAUUUAACAGUUGACCCUUGGUCAGCUGUGUUUUGACAGUUAAACUCCAGGCUGACUUCACAUAAAGGAAAAGUUUAACUGACAACCUAGUAAGAUGCUUUAGUCACACAGGACAGAAUAAACUCAAACAGCUCAUUAAUUCCAUCUGACUAGAAUUAAAAAUAACUGUCAAAGUCCUUAGUGCUCUUUAGGUUGAGUUUCAUCUUCACUGGCUAGUCGAUGCUGCCUCCAACUUUCAUGUUAUGUCUUCCAAGAAUAAUACCAAGCUGCUUCUGCCAGAUACAUUUUAGCAGCAUUAAUGAAGACUAUUUAAUUCCUUAAACAAUAACUACACUUUCCAUAUAAGUAAGAAGUUUGUUAAUGUUUCUUAUUUGUGUUGUACUAUCAGACUGAAAAAUCCUAACAGUUAAGAAUAUAUCUAAUACAAAUGCAGUACUCCCAAAUGAUCUUAAUUUCUUCACAGUGGUUCAGAAGGGCUCUUAACUUUCUCUUUAAGAAUGAAGCUACGCUGCAAUAUAGGUCAGCUUUGAGAUGAUCUGCUUCUAGCACAACACCUGCUAUUGAAGUUAGAUGCAGAUAACUCUUAUGCAAUGCAGAGAUUGGACACCUUAGAAGGGUAGUUACCCAUGCUGGCAAAAACCUAAUGAGUUCAGAUCCAAACAUUAAGUCUUACUGGCUCACAGUAACCUAGUACAAGCAUUCCUCGAAUCAUAGCUAGAGGUUUCAGAAAGAUGAUGGCAAGCAUAGAUAACUUCCUCAGAUCUCUCCACCAUCCUGCACUUCAAGUGUUUGUAAUCAGAGUUGAAAGUAGGCUACUAAGCCUAACAAAAGAAGUUCAUCUCUGAUCUCAGUUUUCCUAGGUAACUAAAGAUAAUUGAUUCAUUCAGUCUUGUAGCUAUAAAACCUUAUGGAAGGACUUCCCAUCCUUCAUUUUGCUAUGGUGAGCCAUCAACACUGAAGAUACUUGAUACCACCAUUCAAUUCCUCACUUGAGCAGACAUACAAAAGGGGCUUAAAAAUAAACUGUUUUACAAUUUAACUCCAUUCAAAUCUUCCAAACCAAAUUUUCUUCAGAGUAGAAAGAAUAGGCAGUAAUUCUUAACAGUUCAUUCCACAAUACCACUCAGUAGGACAGCUCUUCUUGCAGCAACCAUCUGAAUACUAGCUUGAUCUAGAACUUCAGUGUUAAGGGAUCAGUUAAAAACUCACCCAAUAUUACUUCAAUCUUAGCUUUUUAAUCACAUGUAAAAAUACUGAAUAAGGUCUACUUGGACAUUACACUGUACCCUGAGCAAUAUGCUGGCUAACUACUACAUCAUUAGUAUCACAAUGAAGUCAUGUUGUAAAUGGUUGGUUGGCACACCUUCAUACCACUUCUAUUACUUAUCACAUAUAAGGGCCCAGGCUUCUAUAGAAAAAAAAGCAAAAGCUCUAUUAGAAAUAGAACUGCAAUCAAGUGAGGAUUAAGAUGUAAGGAUGUAUGCUUCUCAGGUAUUCCAUCUAAAAAAAAAAAAAAAUGCAGGCAUUAAAGGCAUCAAAAAAAUGAAAU
Lagopus muta (rock ptarmigan) is the source of this 7724-nucleotide messenger RNA. It is a transcript of the gene NVL, whose product is annotated as nuclear VCP like. NCBI's taxonomy places the organism in Eukaryota, Metazoa, Chordata, Aves, Galliformes, Phasianidae. Bases 93 to 2663 code for a protein of 856 amino acids. The record is from RefSeq and is a predicted model, not a curated record. Gene Ontology annotation, biological process: ribosome biogenesis. The transcript is spliced from 23 exons. Gene Ontology annotation, cellular component: nucleus. Gene Ontology annotation, molecular function: ATP hydrolysis activity; preribosome binding; RNA binding.